Molecule: messenger RNA, 1017 nt
Organism: Ruditapes philippinarum (Manila clam)
Lineage: Eukaryota; Metazoa; Mollusca; Bivalvia; Venerida; Veneridae
Exons: 3
Coding region: 236-970 (244 amino acids)
Source: RefSeq, a predicted model, not a curated record
CGUGCACUCGUUUUUGACAUGUCUUAUCGGUUUGUUAAAGUUUCUUUCGGACUAUCAUUUGGUUUAUAGAUAUUAUAGAAUAUACGUGUAGUUCACAAGAAAACAACAACAAAAAACGAAAUGACGAUAGACAAGUUUCUUCUAAUAUGUUCAUUAAGCGUAUUUUUGUACGCAGGGUUUACAUGUGGAUCUAAAAAGAAAGGCGUCGUUGCGUGGGCUACUGGACUUUUGUGUGAUGAUUUUAAAAAUCUUAACAAUAUCGCUUGGUGGUAGGCAAAUGUAUGACUAUAAAAACGACCUCACUACUUAUCACCAGACUGUGACUCAGGCAUGUCCUCACUCUUUUCAUUACAUGCCUGAAUUUAUUCCUCUGAUUUGGAAAUCUAGAUGGAAUGGCGCAAUACACAUGAAUAUUUCAAGCAACGCAUCGUAUGUUAUGGUUUUGAACGAACCCGACCAAGCCGUCCAAACAAACAUGUCUGCCCAGCAAGUAGCUGAUCUUUGGCCAGAAAUCGAAAAACACUCUCAUGAAAAACCAAUCCUAAGUCCUGCACCAGCACAUCAUAAUUUUCAGUGGUUGGAUGAGUUCUUCCGUGUUUGCAAUGGCUGUCGUAUUGACUAUGUAGCUGCGCAUGCGUACAGCUGUAAUGCCAAUCACAUCAUGUCGUAUUUGGAAAAGCUGUAUCAUAGAUACAAUAAAGAAAUUUGGCUCACGGAGUUUGCGUGUCCGAAAUCUACGGAUGAACACCAACAACUGCAUCUGAUGAAAACUCUGUUACCGAAACUUGAGGCGGCACCUUAUGUGCUAAGGUAUUCAUGGUUUAUGGCGAGAGUUAAGCGAAUAUUUGAUGGUGGAUUCAUAACUCCCGCUGCUAGUCUUCUACACAAUGAUUCCUCAACACUCACAAUGAUCGGACAUUACUAUAAUAACUUUAAUGGGACCGGACAUUCUUCACAGAUUGUUGGUUAAUUCAAGUAUUGUGUAAUCACAAAUCAAUAAAUUUUUCUCAUACGCAU